GCCUCUAUCGAAGGCACAAUGUUACCGCGUUUGACAGUUUGACGUCUAGUUUGGCGGGAACACAAUUACGUGUUUUAGAAAUUUGAACAGGCAAAUGUUCGCGACCCAUGCAGCCUAGCUAACAGGACCAGUGCAAAAGUUCGUUUUAAGUUUCAAGUGAUGACAGCAGCGUGAAAUUUGAUGAUUUUUCAGUUGUUGCUCCGGCAAUAACUUGGAUUUGUUUUUGUAGUAGUAAUUUCGGCCGUCACAAUAGAAGAGUACGGAGUGUACACGAUGCUGCCGACGCAGCAGCUGCCGCCGAUCACGCCGUGGCCGCCCGACGCCAUGCUGGACCGCAUGGACGACCUCGCGCACAAAGGUCACAGCGGGGUUAACCAGCUGGGAGGGGUGUUUGUAGGGGGCCGCCCGCUGCCGGACUCCACCAGGCAGAAGAUCGUGGAGCUGGCGCACUCCGGCGCGCGCCCGUGCGACAUCAGCCGCAUCCUGCAGGUCUCCAACGGAUGCGUGAGCAAGAUCCUCGGCAGGUACUACGAGACGGGGUCGAUCCGGCCGCGCGCGAUCGGCGGCUCCAAGCCGCGCGUGGCGACCGCGGAGGUGGUCUCCAAGAUCGCCCAGUACAAGCGAGAAUGCCCCUCCAUCUUCGCAUGGGAGAUACGCGACCGGCUGCUGAGUGAGGGAGUCUGUACUGCUGAUAAUAUACCUAGUGUAUCAUCCAUCAACCGCGUGCUGCGCAACCUGGCUGCACAGAAGGAGAAGACCAGCAGCCAGCCCCCGCCAGCUGACUGCUCCACGCCCGGGGUCUACGAGAGGCUACGACUAUUAGGAGCGCCAGGCGCAGCCCCCGCGUGGCGGCCGCCGUGGCCGGGGCAGCUGGACGCGCGCCCCCCCUACCAGCUGCACAGCCUCAGCCCCGGGCCACAGCUGUGUAAUGGAGACAUGACGCAUAUGAAGAAAGGCGAGGAGCCCCUGGAAGGCCUUGAAGGCCUGCAGUCCGACGAGACCGGGUCCGGAGACAACUCCAACGCAGGCUCGAGUGGAGCUGAUGAUGACGCCGCCAGGCUGCGGCUUAAGAGGAAGCUGCAGCGGAAUCGGACUAGCUUCACUAAUGAACAGAUUGAUAGCUUGGAGAGAGAAUUCGAAAGAACUCACUAUCCGGACGUGUUCGCUCGCGAGCGACUGGCGGCCAAGAUCGGACUACCAGAGGCCAGAAUACAGGUGUGGUUCUCGAAUCGGCGCGCCAAGUGGCGGCGAGAGGAGAAGAUCCGCAGCCAGCGGCGGAGCCCCGAGCUGGCUCCCUACGCGCCGCCCGCGCCCGCGCACCAGCCGUAUCAGCCGCAGGUCAAUGUGGACGCUUAUAGCCCACUAACCCCCAUGGGCUACGGCGGCGGCAUGGGUGUAGCAGAGACCCCGGCUAUCUGCGACAACGCCGAGUCAGACCUCUGCAAGGGCGGGUUCCUGGGCUACCCUCGCUACGAGCUGGGGUACCGGCAGCCGCACCACCACUACAAUAUCAACCACCAUGGCUACCAACAUGAGACUGGCUCGCCGGCGCCUGAACUAAGCGGUCUGAUCGGCGCGGGGGUGUCGGUCCCGCUGGCGGUGCCGGGCCAGGAGUCCCAGCAGUACUGGUCGCGCCUGCAGUGACCUUGGUGGACCUAAGCUCGCUUCUACUCUUCAGUGUACCUCGUUUCAGCCAAGAUCUUCGCUAUAACAGCUCCAAAUUACGCAGAAAUAUUAUUGCUAAUUCUGUGUUUAUUAAUAACAUUUCAUUGGAUAUGCGACUCAUACAAUAGUUAAGUCGAUACUUAUGUAAAUGAUCUGACAGAACCCUUAUUACAUUCGAAUAAGAAGGGUAGUUUUUGUUUGUAUCUGAUGCCUUUCCCCGUGGAAUGGAUUAUAGACAAAAUCGUUAGAAUUUAAACAAAGGAUCUCUUUAAACCGUAAAACUCAAAAGGACACAGGAAGCAUCUCUAGCUGAAACGAGGUAUAGAUAAGUUACACAUCAUUUUAUUAGAACUUCAUUCAAACAUGUUGACCGCAAAGGUUCACGCUACCAAUUCUUAGGUAUAUGUUAUGCAGAUUCGCUUUGGUUUUUCUCUGAUGCAAAAUGAAAUUUACCUACUUAGUUGGGUAGUUGUUGGAGGAAACUCAAUAGGUACUUACACAUAGUAUCCAGGGUGUAAAUAAUACUCCUGACAAUUUUAUAUGAGCUACUGGUCAAAUUAAAACUUUUUCGAUCUAUCAUAAAAGGUUCUGAAGAUAUUUCAGUCAUGAGCAUAUUAUGUAUGUACUUACUUAUGUAUUUUUCAGGAGCAUACGUCCUAAAUCCUGUAGGUAAAUUGUGUUGUGCCCCUACCUUAUACUAUAGCUAGUACCUACCUAUAGGUGCUCAACUUUGUGUGAACUACCAUAAUAGUUAUAUCUUAUUAUUAUAAAUUAUUGUUUGUCUCAAAGAAUCAACAUAUCUAUUAGAUACCACAAACUGAAAUCAUAGAAGAGCACAAAAGUUAGGCUCAAAUUUUAUUUUUCAAACCUAUUUUGGGUAUCAUGAUAUUUGUUUUAAUAUAAAUUGAUUGUACAAAAUAUUACUUAUACUUUAUGCAGUCUUUUGUGAUGAAUUUGAGUGGGCGAAAGGCGUUUCAUCAGUAGAUAGUUAGACAUAAGAACUUAUAAUAAUGUACUUACUUCUAGAUAGAAUAAGAAUUUAUUAAAAUUUGUGUAUGAUGUACUUGUACCUCAUACCUAUUAUGUAUGUACAGUAAGUAUUGAAUUUAUAUUUUUGGUCAGAACUGAUUCGGAGAAUCAGUCACAGGUUAUCCGAAUUUGUAUGAAAUUAUUUAUUUAGCACAAUAGCUAAAGCAAUUCGACAUGAGUCCUGAAGAACUUGUAUGUUUACUAUAUAUACUACAAUGUAUGUAUGUAGUAAGUACAUAAAUGAUAAUAAUAUUAAGAUUUUAUUGUGAAUUUUUUUAUGGCGUAAAUUGCGGAACUAACUAAACUCACAAUCUGUAUGUGGAUUUCUCCUUAUGCACAUACCUUGGUAAGUGCUGAUCACAAAACGGAUGUGUUUAAUGUUUAGGUACCUAGUUUUCAUUUUAAUAAAUAGGUACCAAUUGAUUCCCUACAGUACCUACUUAAAAACUAUGUAAAUACUUGUGUAGAUGAAGAAUCUCUACUGUCUGUAAAAAAUCUAUCUCGUAAGUAAACAGGGCAACUAUGUGUAAGAUGUAAAUUAUUACCACCUUUGGGUAACUAAAUUGUAAAUGUUAAGUAAUUUUUAUAUACUUACCUACUUAGGUACCUAUAAUUACUAGUGAUGUACCUACCCUACUUUUGAAUGUCUCAUCUCAAUUUUAUGUAACUGAAAUCGUUCCAAAUGUUAAUGUAAAUAUGUUUUUCUAAUUUUAGAAGAUGUGAUUCAUUUUCCACUGUGCUACAAACGCACAAACAUAAGUUAUAUAAAAUCUGCUAGCCCGUGGAUGGUUAGUGGUAUUCAUUUCGAAUUUAUUAUCUUAUGCUAAGUAGAUAUAAUACCGAUGAAAUGAUUGUGUCAUGUUGGAAGUUUUAAUUACAGUAUAAUAUAAUAAAUGAUUUUUUCGGUACUAA
Plutella xylostella (diamondback moth) is the source of this 3606-nucleotide messenger RNA. Lineage: Eukaryota; Metazoa; Arthropoda; Insecta; Lepidoptera; Plutellidae. The record is from RefSeq and is a predicted model, not a curated record.